Messenger RNA from Numida meleagris (helmeted guineafowl), 3463 nucleotides. RefSeq names its product neuropeptide FF receptor 1 (gene NPFFR1). Lineage: Eukaryota; Metazoa; Chordata; Aves; Galliformes; Numididae. The record is from RefSeq and is a predicted model, not a curated record. Bases 1338 to 2609 code for a protein of 423 amino acids. Gene Ontology annotation, biological process: G protein-coupled receptor signaling pathway. Gene Ontology annotation, molecular function: peptide binding; neuropeptide receptor activity. Gene Ontology annotation, cellular component: membrane. The transcript is spliced from 3 exons.
CAAGAGGAUGCUGGGGGGGCUGCAGGAGGUGCUGGGGGGCUCUGAACAGGAUGCAGGGGGGUCACAGCAGGGUGCUGCAGGUCGUUAGGAGGACCUUUAGCUCCCAAGCACUGGAAUGUAGCAGGGAAAGCUUUCCCUGUGUCCUCUGCCAGAAGGAAGUAUGCUGGGGGGUUCCCCCAAGGGGCCAUGGGAAGCCCACCGCUACGCAGGGCAGCAUGUGACUCCUGGACUUGCCUUGCCCUACAGACCCAGGUGUGAUAUAGUGGGGGGGCAGGGGGACCCGAGCACCCAGGUGACCACAUCUGCAGUGCUGGGAGCGAGCAGAGCUGCUCCGGCUCCAUCCCUGCUGAGCUGCCUGUGGGUACCCCGGUAUCCAUGGCAAUGGGAGGAUGCUCCCCCCCCCCCCCGCCCCGGAGCUGCUGCCGCAUUCGCAAGCAGUGGUGACGACUGCACAGGAGAAAUGCUUAGCGGCGGGGACCCCCAGCUGGAGGAGACCUCCUUCCCCACCUCGCAAUGCAGGCGCUGCAGUACCUGGAGCCCAGCGGGGGUGAGUAGCAAAGCAGGGAUCUGUUUUCCUCCUUUCAUUGCGGUUUUUCCCUCCCCAUCAACCCAGGGAUGUCCCCACCGCCGAGGCGUCCCCAGUGCAAGGAGGAUGUGUCCCCAUCCAGCGCGGAGCCUUUUAUUCCCACCUCUUCUUCCAGCUCCCUCCCGGAACAUCCUCUAAUUUCUCACCCAGCAAUGCUGCAAGAGAUUGCAGCCCAGGGAGAUAAAGUCAGGCAAAGUUUUGGGCUUUAUAUAGGUAUCAGGCAAUGCUGCUGCAGGCUCUGCUGCUGCCCAGUCCAACAUUUCCCUUCUCCUGCCUGAAAACUGCAGCCAGUGAGCAUGCAGAGUGAGUCUUCCCCUGCUCAGCAGCCUCCUACAUCCCUGCCAGGGACCAGUGUGUGAAUCUGUUCCCCCAGUAGGACUGCAGUAGCAAAAUGACGUUCCCCCAUCCAGCAGGAGCUCUCCUGGCCACAGGUAAUUAUAAUGAUUAUGUAUAAUUAAUACUGCAUGUGUAAGGAGAGCACAGGGGGUCCUCCUUCCCAGACACUCCGCAUGCUCCUGUACUGACUGUGUGGGAGUCCACGCAGAUGCAUCUCCUGCAUGGACUGAGCACUGUAGUGCAGCAGGAGAUGGACUUCUCACCAUGCCCUGCUUUCCUUGCGUGAUCCCUACAAAAACCCCAUGAGAACAAGAUGUCUGCUGGCUGCCUUUAACCGUUCAUCAGAAAUUAAUUCUGAGCUUUGAGGAACAUCCACACCGCAGAGCCACCCCACCUGCUGAGCUAACCCAGCCCCAUGUGCUGGAAGCAGGGACAUGGCUGGGGUUCCCCACUUCCGAGGGCAUUAGGAAAAGAAGGCUUCAUCCCCUUCCAUCUUCAUUUUUCUGCUCUCCCUUCCUCAGACCCCUCCAAUGGCAGCUGGGCUAAUGCCAGCGAAAGCCACCUCCUGAAGGAAAAUUACACCUUCUUGGCAUACUACCAGCACUCCUCGCCCGUGGCUGUGAUGUUCAUCCUAGCCUACACCUUCAUCUUCCUCAUGUGCAUGAUCGGCAACAUCCUGGUGUGCUUCAUCGUGGUGAAGAACCGCCAGAUGCGGACAGUCACCAACAUGUUCAUCCUCAACCUGGCCAUCAGCGACCUGCUGGUGGGCAUCUUCUGCAUGCCUACAACCCUAGUGGACAACCUCAUCACGGGGUGGCCCUUUGAUAAUGCCAUGUGCAAAAUGAGCGGCCUGGUACAGGGCAUGUCAGUAUCCGCCUCUGUUUUCACGCUGGUGGCCAUCGCGGUGGAGAGGUUUCGCUGCAUCGUCCACCCCUUCCGGCAGAAGCUGACGCUGAGGAAAGCCCUGGUGACCAUCGCCAUCAUCUGGGUGCUGGCCCUGCUCAUCAUGUGCCCCUCUGCCAUCACCCUAACGGUCACCAGGGAGGAGCACCACUUCAUGGUGGACACCUACAACAACUCCUACCCCCUCUACUCCUGCUGGGAGGCCUGGCCUGAGACAGAGAUGAGGAGGAUCUACACUACCGUCCUCUUCUCCCACAUCUACGUGGCCCCCCUCGCCCUCAUCGUUGUCAUGUACGCCCGCAUUGCCUUCAAGCUCUUCAAGUCGGCAGCACCCGCCCGCAGCACCCGGCCUGAGGAGCCUGAGGGGAGGAAGGUGUCCCGUAGGAAGGCAAAGGUCAUCAACAUGCUAAUCAUCAUGGCCCUCUUCUUCACCCUCUCCUGGCUGCCCCUCUGGACGCUGAUGCUGCUGACUGACUAUGGGCGCCUCAGUGAGCGCCAGCUCCGCCUGGUCACCGUCUACGUCUUUCCCUUUGCCCACUGGCUGGCCUUCUUCAACAGCAGCGCCAACCCCAUCAUCUAUGGCUACUUCAAUGAGAACUUCCGACGGGGCUUCCAGGAGGCCUUCAGGGCCCCUUUCUGCUCGCCACCACACCAACGGCACCGUGGGCCCUAUGGUGCCCGCAAUCGUGUCUUCACCCAGCCCCAGCCCAGUGACUCGCCCCCACACUCAGAAUCGAGGCCACUGGCAUCCCGACGGGCUGGUGUCCCUGCAUGGAAUGGCUAAGCAGCUGUGGCCACCAGCUUGCCUGAUAGAUAUGAGUCUAGGUGGGGACCUUGUGCAUGGCACUAUGGUGGGGAACAAACCCUAUAUUGUUGUGGUUUUGGGGUCUUGAUGUGAUCAGUGAGUGUCCAACCCUAGAGCUUGUUGAGGAGUUGAGGCGAAUGGGGAUUGGCAAAGUCACUGAAAUAAAGGCACGACCUGCUGAUGUCAUGUCUCCAAGUCCACCCUUUACCCAGCCCCUGCCAACCAUUAUGGGGUGCACAGCAGUGGGAGAGAAGAUCCACAUGUGGGCUGCUCUAGUAUGGAGCAGUUCCUGGGCCAUGCCGAGAGGAACUACACCACACUGUUGUGGCCCUGUGGUGCCAUACCAAACUAGGCCAUAUCAUGCUAUCCUGCUGUGCUGCUACUGGACUGUGCCAUGCUCUUGGGGCCUUGGUGGACCACACAGUCGUUGCCAUGAUGUGCCAGAUCACACCACGCUGUUGUGGCCUUGACGGACCACACCAUGCUGUUGCAUCCAUGCUGGACCCUAGCAUGUUGGUGUGGCAUUGGUAGACCCUGCCACCCCAUGCUGUCAUGGCCAUGUGGUGCCAUGCCACGCUGAACCAUGCCGCCCCAUACUGUUGUGGCUAGGCAGUGCCAUGCCAUGGCGGACCAUGCCAUACCAUGCUAGACUUUGGCAGACCACGCCACCCCAUGCUGUUGUGGCCACAUGGUGCCAUACUGCAGUGCGACCAUGCAACAUUAUGCUGCAGUGGCCAUACGGGACCACAUAAUGCUGUGGCAGCCUCAGUGGCCCACAUGCUACAAGCCAACACAGCACCGUCCCAUCCUACCCACAGGGGCCCAGGCCGUGC